Messenger RNA from Oryza sativa Japonica Group (Japanese rice), 954 nucleotides. RefSeq lists its product as uncharacterized. The record is from RefSeq and is a predicted model, not a curated record. Lineage: Eukaryota; Viridiplantae; Streptophyta; Magnoliopsida; Poales; Poaceae. Gene Ontology annotation, cellular component: mitochondrial matrix.
CGACCGACAGCUCGCUAAUGAUUCCGGCGUGAUGUUGCUGCGCCGCCUGGCCGCGUCCGCCCUCCGCCGUGGCGGCGCCAACGGCGGCGUCCUGGCCGCCGUCCGCGCCGAGAUCGCGCAUGAGCUCUCCUCCUCCACCCCCUCCUCUCCCCCGUCGCUCCAAUCCCAGGACAUUCCCGACUUCGCCACCGUGUCGGACCCGCCGCGCGGGCAGGAAGUGCUCCUGCGCCGCCGGGAUGCUUCCGAGGAGGUCCUCGUGUCGGCGGUGCUCGAGCCGCUGCGGUUCGAAGGGGAGGAGCCCCUGCCCAGGGACGCGCUCAUGAAGGUGUUCGUCAGUAAGCCUGAUGUGAAGCCGGUGAUGCGGUUCGACUGCCGCGCGUUUGCAGAUGAAGGUGAUGGCGGCUCUGCUGACUAUGAUGUUACUAAUGCUUGUUAUCACCCGUUUGCUGGCGACGCUGGGGAAGACAAGUAUGAAGGGCCUGAGUUCAGAGAUUUGGAUCCUCGGUUACAGGUUGCACUGAAAGGAUAUCUGGUGGCAAGAGGCGUUAAUUCCAAACUGGCAAGCUCACUUCACCACCAUUUGGUUGAGAAGGAGCGGUGGCAAUAUAUGAACUGGCUGAAAACUUUGGAAGACAUGUUCAGCAGUCAUUGACAAAAAUAUUUCCAGCACUGAAGACCAUUGAAAUGUUCCCCGUCAAAUACGCACACUUUUUGUUGUGGAAAUGCAUAGAUCAGCUAGCUUUGUGGAAUGCAAUUGUCGUGCUUAAUUUAGUUCCGUGGAAUUGACCACGAAAUCACCAUAGUUUGGUCGAAUCUAAUUUUUUUUAAAUUUCCAGCUAUGGUUGGAACUUGGAACCUUCGUGAACCAGCAACCAUCCAAAUAUCGAUGGUUGAUCAAGUGUGAACACGGUUUGUUUCGGUUGAAAAACAAAAAUGACAAAUAAUUUAUUUUUA